AUGCAGCAUCACUCGUCUGAGGUGGCCCGUCUGUAUCAGACUGAGUUCAUCCGGAGCAUGUGGGUGGUGGGCAUGCUGUGGGCCGUCAGCACACUCUGCUUUGCCGUGAUCGAGGUGGUCAUUCUCAUCCAGCCGUCAUGGGUGGGCACACGAGAGCUGCACUACCGAGGAGGGGGUCCGGCUCCUCCGACCGGGACGCUGGGCCUCUUUGAGGUCUGCAUGGAGACGGAUUGGCCCGUCCCAGAAUGCCGGGGGUCUCUUCACACCCUAACCCCACUCCCUGCCUUCCAGUCUCCCGCUGUGCUGGUCUGCAUGUCUCUCACCAUGGUGUGGGCCAGCGUGGGCUGCCUGUGUCUGUUCAGAUUCUGCAACGCAGCAACCGUCUAUAAGAUCUGUGCUUGGCUGCAGCUCACAGCAGGCUUCUGUUUGGUGCUGGCGUGUGUGUUGUUCCCAGACUCCUGGGUGUGUGCUGAGAUGCAGGCGUUGUGUGGGGAGCGUGUGAGUAGUUUCUCCCCGGGGAACUGCUCUGUGCACUGGGCGUACAUACUGGCCAUGCUGGGGGUGCUGGACGCUGGCAUACUGGCCACGCUGGCUUUUGUUUUGGGGAAUCGCCAAGAUGCCCUGCUGCCAGAAGACACCAAGGAUGGUGAUGUGACUGGCUUGUUACUGACAGCAUAAAACAGGCCUGAGCUGUUCUCACUCAGUCAGAAACUGCUGGUAAGACAGUAGUCUGGUUUCUCUGGGGAUUGUUUUUCUGGCACUAGCAU
Sinocyclocheilus anshuiensis is the source of this 767-nucleotide messenger RNA. Its product is annotated as lipoma HMGIC fusion partner-like 3 protein. NCBI's taxonomy places the organism in Eukaryota, Metazoa, Chordata, Actinopteri, Cypriniformes, Cyprinidae. The coding region runs from base 1 to 678 and encodes 225 amino acids. The transcript has 3 exons. Gene Ontology annotation, biological process: sensory perception of sound. The record is from RefSeq and is a predicted model, not a curated record. Gene Ontology annotation, cellular component: plasma membrane.